Molecule: messenger RNA, 3098 nt
Organism: Megalobrama amblycephala (Wuchang bream)
Lineage: Eukaryota; Metazoa; Chordata; Actinopteri; Cypriniformes; Xenocyprididae
Product: utrophin-like
Exons: 16
Coding region: 15-1784 (589 amino acids)
Biological process (GO): synaptic signaling
Cellular component (GO): plasma membrane
Molecular function (GO): zinc ion binding; protein binding
Source: RefSeq, a predicted model, not a curated record
UCUCUGCAUCUUUAAUGUGCUGUUCAACACAGGCCUUGCACAAAGAGUUGAUUGGACAGAGGCAGGAUGUAGACGGCACUCUGAAUCAAGUGUGUCUAUCUCUGGCUGUCCAACCUGCGACAAUGGAGGUCCAGAGCAGUACAGAGACGGCUGCAGAGACAGCCCAGGAAGAGAAGAUCCGUCAGCUGGCUCAAGCGGUUCAGGAUCAGGCCUUUGAGGUUCAGCAGCACUGGGAACGGUUCAGUGCUCAGGCCGCCAGCUGGCAGCACCAGGUUGACUGGGCUCUGGGGAAACUUCAGGACCUCCAGGAUGCCAUGAACCAACUGGAGCUCGGUCUGCUUGAGAUGGAGAAUGAGAACUGGCAUUCUGAGGAACGCAGCAUGGUCAGCUGUGUGCUGGAGAACGGGACUAUAGGUAAUUUGCACCGGCAGUUGCAAUGCUCUCAUACGGAUAAGAGACAUUUGUCCCACGACUUCUUGUCUGUUUCCGUUCAGUUCCCAUGGCAGAGAGCUGUUUUUCAUAAUGGCGUCCCUUAUUAUAUCAAUCAUGAGCAGCAGACCACCUCAUGGGAUCAUCCAAAGAUGACACAACUAUUUCAGUCAAUGGCUGAUCUGAGUCGAGUGCGUUUCUCCGCUUACCGCACAGCUAUGAAGAGCCGCCGGCUACAGAAGGCCCUCUGCUUGGACCUUUUGGAGCUCAGCAGAGCCCAGAGCGUCUUUGAUCAACACAAACUCACGCAUAAUGAGCAGCUACUGGAGAUACCAUGCAUCAUAAACUGUCUCUGCACAAUCUACCAUGAACUUCAGCAGGUGCAUCCGGAUCUGGUUAACAUCCCUCUGUGUGUGGAUCUGUGUCUCAACUGGCUUCUAAAAGUCUAUGACAGCGGAAGAAGCGGAAAAGUUCAAGUAUUGUCCAUGAAGAUAGGCUUGUUUUCUCUUUCAAAAGGACCCAUAAAGGACAAGUACAAAUAUCUGUUCGCUCAGGUGGCCAGCGCUGCAGGGCUCUGUAACCAGAGGCAGCUGGCUUUACUGCUACACAACGGCAUCCAAAUCCCACAUCAGUUCGGGGAGGCGGCCGCGUUCGGAGGGAGUAACAUGGAGCCUAGUGUCCGUAGCUGCUUUCAAUAUGUGGGCCGUGAUGAUGUCAUUGAGCUGCAACAGUUUGUGGACUGGAUGCAUUUGGAGCCACAGUCCAUGGUGUGGUUGCCUGUACUUCAUAGAGUCGUCUCUGCAGAAACGGCCAAACACCAGGCCAGAUGUAACAUCUGUAAAGAGUGUCCCAUGGUGGGCUUCAGGUAUCGAAGUCUAAAGCACUUCAACUACAACGUGUGUCAGACAUGUUUUUUCUCGGGAAGGAUUACCAAGGACCAUCAUCUCAGCUACCCCAUGGUGGAGUACUGCACCCCUACGACCUCUGGAGAAGAUGUGCGUGACUUCACCAAGGUGCUGAAAAACAAGUUCCGCUCAAAGAAGUACUUCACCAAACACCCUCGGCUCGGCUACCUGCCCGUGCAGACCAUCCUAGAGGAAGAGCAUUUGGAGACCCCAGUUGGAUUUCUAAGUAUGUGUCCAGAGGAGUAUGAGUCGACACAAAGAGAUGGAGAAUCUAGUGCCAUCUUACCUGUACCAGAAUCUCAACUGUCAACAGGAAAAAUGAGUGAAGACCAAAUCCACACUCAGAUUCACGAGAGACCAGCUAUACAUGCUCAUCAGAGCACAUCCGACACUGAGAUGAUGAUGAACGAGCUGGAAUGUUCUCUGCAGUCUGGAGGCGGACAGGUCUGAGGAUGUUUUUCGUGACUUCACAUGAGACUCUGCCGUCAAUCAUAUGAGAUAGCGGAGGCCUGGGAUCUGAAGUUUGAGUUCUUUGCAUACGAUUUCAUCUCGCACCACACGCCAAGAUGACUGAUGCAGUUUUAGACUUUCAUCAUCACUGUCUUCUGCUUCUCAAAAUGAUAAGAUCUGUAGUCGACCGCAGUGCAGAUGUGUUUGUUUAUCCAUGAGCUGUUCGUUAGAGGAUGACUGUACAGAUCAGACCCCACGCGACUUCCUCCCACAGAGACUACCGUCAUGCUUUAAUGCCACUGAUAAAAAUUUACACAAACAUGACAAUCGGCUCUGAGCAAUGCAAAGUCUGCUUUAAUGUGUACUGUGGAAGGAAUACGAUUUUUGCAGCUAGGGCAAAAGCAACAAGAAUUUGAAAAAUAACCACACAAGUGGAGUGUCUCUUCCAAUUUCAUUGAGAUAUGUAAUAGAUGUUUCCCAUCUUUGUUCCUUAAUAUGAUGACUGAAACAAUAUAAUGUUAUACAUUUGUUUACUUGAUUUUGAUGCUAUAUUUCUAUGCAUCUUGUGGUGUCGCAACAAAUCUUUACAAUUAUAUUGGAAAUGCACUUGUUUGAUAUUGGUCCUACUGUGAAAAGCUUCUGUCACCAUUAAACUUAAUUGGAUUUGACUGGACAACUUCAUCGUAAUGGAUAUAGUUGUCUCAGAUGUUCCUGCUGUAUUUUCAAUCACAUUUUAAUCAUUUAAAAUCACAUUCAGGCCUCAUUUAAUUAAAAGAUUACUCAUAAACAAACUCUGAAUAUCAAUAGUACAUGAUUAAUUAAGGAUGUUUUGAACUGGAGGAUUCAUAUCCUUUUGUUUGAUUAUUGUCACUGAUGUUUUUCUUGUUUUUAUGCAGACUGCCAGUUACAAAGCAGUUUCUAAAAUCAGGAUGCUAUUAAGGCUGCUCAGACACAAAGUUAACAUUUAAUGUUCUAUUUUGUUUUAGGAGACAAUGGAAACUUUUUAAUGCCUGUUUAAUGGGCUAAUGGUUCAAGGAGCUCUCCUCAUGAUUCAUUAUGUAAUUGGUAAUUACUGUAUUACAUAACGGGCAAAUUAUAAUGCAAAGCAGAUGUUGCUAACAAAAAGGAUCACUACUUUAAGGAUUAAACAGCUUUAAAAGCUCAAACACUGGAGUUUUGUCAAAUAGGGCCUACAUUAAUACUCUCUCUAAAGAUGGAUUUUAAAAGAACGCAUCAUUUAUUGAAGAACAUGGUUGCUUCCAAAAUAUUACAUGCUUCUUUGUUUAGCUAAACAAAGAAACCUGCUGAUGUUGU